AUGGAGAAGCAGGGCUGCAAGCACUACAGGCGGCGCUGCCGGAUCCGGGCACCGUGCUGCGACCAGGUCUUCUGGUGUCGUCACUGCCACAACGAGGCCGCCAGUGCCAGUGAGAGGCCACACGAGCUCGAUCGAUCCAAGAUUGCCGAGGUGAUUUGCGACGUUUGUGGCCACCGGCAAGCCCCGAUGCAGAAUUGCGAAGUUUGCAGCUGCCUUUUCGCAGCUUACUUCUGCCCAGAGUGCAACUUUUGGGACGAUGACGGCUUGCGGAAGAAGGUCUUCCACUGUGAAAAAUGCGGACUCUGCCGCGUUGGCGGUCGUGAAAACUACUUCCAUUGCGACGCCUGCGGCUCCUGUUAUCCGUCGGAGAUCAAGGAUUCCCACAUUUGCGUGGAGAACGCAAUGCGGCGCAACUGUCCCGUGUGCUUGCAGGACCUUUUCCAGUCCACAACGCAGGUAACGAUCUUGCAGUGCGGACACACCAUCCACCAGGAUUGCCUCAGGGAGCUUCAGAACUCCUUUGCAGGACUGCAGUCGCUGCGUUGCCCGAUCUGCAGCGUCAGCCUCUACGGCUAUGACGAGCUUUGGCAUGAAAUGGAUCGUCAGAUUGAAGAGACUCCCAUGCCCUUGGAGUGCAGGCAGCUGACGAGCAUCAUCUGUCCUACAACACUCGAAGAGUCUGAACUGGCGCAGAUGUACUUCGUGCCUCAAGCACAGGGUAUCGCAGGGAAGUUGGAGCCAACUCUUGGGCUCGAAGGCCGCGUGCCCAAGCGGAGGCCCCAGGGAGCGCUCCUCGCAGCCGGCGCCCCGGGUUGGUGGCCAGCGGCCGUGCCUCCGUGCAACGAGGCGAGAGCGGUGCCGCGAGACGUGUCCCUGGCUGCGCAGCUCCGAAAGGCUUUUCGGCUUCGAGUCUUCGAAGCAGUCGUGGCAGGUGCCGUUUCUCUGAGCGCGACAGGGCUUUGCCAGGUUCGCCACGGCCCGCGCUUCAGCACGCGAGAGCGGUCUGAGAAGAGGGCCGAAGGCGCCGGCGCGCGGGCGCUCCGAGGCAGCGCCUUCGAAUGCAUCUCGCGCAAGGGCGGGCGGGCGGCGCGCUCCCAGUGCGACUUGGAUGAGGAGCUGGCCAUGGCUGUGCUGGAGCAGGAUCUCCAUCACGAGGAGCGUCGGCGACAGCACGAAGCGCAGCUGCGUGCCGAGGACGAGCUCCUUGCGAUGGUGCUGGCUCUGAGUUUCGCGGAGGACGCCAGUGGCCGGAUUCAACAGGAAGCUGAGAUGGCUUUGGGCGCCAGAGCUGCCAGCAGGGCGAGAGCGAGCACCGAAGUCCGUGCCCGGCUUCCCGUGCAUGAAUGGCAGGGGCAGGCCUCUUCGGAGUGCGCUCUUUGCCUGGACGAGUUUGCUCCGGGGGAGAAAGUGACGCGGCUAUUCUGCUUUCACGCCUUCCACAGCGACUGCCUGGAGCCGUGGCUGAGGCGUUCAGAGACUUGCCCCACCUGCAAAAGGCACCUCCUUGAGGACAUGGAGCCCGAAUGA
Molecule: messenger RNA, 1527 nt
Organism: Symbiodinium necroappetens
Lineage: Eukaryota; Dinophyceae; Suessiales; Symbiodiniaceae
Source: the annotation of a GenBank genome assembly